Molecule: messenger RNA, 5385 nt
Organism: Lottia gigantea (owl limpet)
Lineage: Eukaryota; Metazoa; Mollusca; Gastropoda; Lottiidae
Exons: 6
Coding region: 185-838 (217 amino acids)
Molecular function (GO): GTP binding; GTPase activity
Source: RefSeq, a predicted model, not a curated record
CAUACAUUAACUCAGCAGAAGAAAGAGGGUGUUUCUGCGUAGUUUCGACCAAUUAUUUUGUAUUUUCUGGCCCUUUUUGCUCAAAUUUAUCCAAAUAACCCAAGGAUAGGCUUAAGCCUUCAUUUGGAAGUUGUCAAGUGAAAGCAGUUUUUUGUUUAGUAAUAUCUGAUAGCCUCAUUUCGUAAUGGCUAGUCGCGGGGCCGGAGCUCAACGCCCAAAUGGAGCAACCCAAGGAAAAAUAUGUCAAUUUAAACUAGUGUUACUAGGAGAGUCAGCUGUUGGAAAAUCUAGUUUGGUGUUAAGAUUUGUGAAAGGACAAUUCCAUGAAUACCAAGAAUCAACUAUUGGAGCUGCAUUUUUAACACAGACAGUAUGUUUGGAUGACACGACAGUCAAAUUUGAAAUCUGGGAUACUGCAGGACAAGAAAGAUACCAUAGUUUAGCUCCCAUGUAUUAUAGAGGAGCUCAAGCUGCUAUUGUUGUUUAUGAUAUUACCAAUCAGGACACAUUUGGUCGAGCCAAGACUUGGGUGAAAGAAUUACAGAGACAAGCCAGUCCCAAUAUAGUGAUAGCUCUAGCUGGAAACAAGGCUGAUUUAGCUAACAAAAGAAUGGUAGAAUUCGAGGAAGCUCAAGCCUAUGCUGAAGAAAACAGUUUACUUUUUAUGGAAACCUCUGCAAAAACUGCGAUGAAUGUAAAUGAUAUCUUUUUGGCAAUAGCCAAGAAAUUACCGAAAAACGAGGCUGGAGGUGGAGCAGCUCAACAAAGACAAGCUGGUGUGCGACUAAACAAUGACUCAAAUCAACAAUCAGAAGGAGGAAGCUGUUGUAGCAAGUAACAAGGCCUGUCAUUGGUGCAUAUUGUCAUGUGAUCAGACAUUUGUCCAAUCAGAGACCUUUUCACAAAAACUUGUGUGUGAUGUACUGUUCUUGGGUGUAUGAAUUCACGGCUACUAUUGAAAUGUGACAAUUUUUAUCGUCAACAAGUGAUAGAAAUUCUCGACAAGGUGGACUCACAACUUUAACCUUUAUAAGAUUUUCUGCAGAAUCACCAUAAUCAAUCAACACUUCUGUCAAAUUUUGUCAGCUUUUAAAAUUUGUGAGUUAGAAAUGCACUUAGGUAUUUGACUUGAUAAGAUACAAUUUUACUGGUUGAUCAGAAUAUAUUCUUAUUUUCGAUUGGUCGAAAUCUAUCUUUUUUGAUUGGUCAAAGUUUAUUCCUUUGAUAGGUCAAAUUAUAUUCUGAAUUUUGAUUGGUUAUGAUUUUUUUUUAUUUUGAUUGACAGGAAUAUAUUUGGGUACAGAUGAAACAAAAGGGUGGGGUGGGGAUGUUAAUAUUAAUUUUUACUAAAUGCUUGUACAUUGUAAAUUAAGUAUGCAACAAAUUGUUAUUUUUUUUUUUUUUUUCUUUUUCAUUAUUACCCUCCAUUUUGCUUACAUAUUUGUCAUGGAAUAAAUGAGGUUUGCAUCAGGAUAUGGAAUGAGGCAGUCCAUUUGCUGAUAUGGGAUAUCAAUAUUUGGUUUACAAGCUGAUAACAGUACAGUUACUUGUGUCUCUUUUUAUAAUGAAAAUCUGACAUGCUAUUCUUCUACUAUUUAAUGAAACAAAUCAGCAGAUGUGAUAAGUUUGGUUUGGUUUAAAAACCAAUUUUGAAUUGGGUUUUGGAGACGGUAAAAACACAUAAUAGAGAGAACUUAAAUUAUAUUUCCUCUCAAAUUAACUGUAGGCUAAACAACUGUUAGCUAGCUUGAUAUAUUUUGUUUUGGUUAUGUUUCUGUUUAACAGAUUGGUCAAAAUUCAGUCAAAGUUUUGCUUUUGUUUAUUGUUUAAAUGUUAAGUAAAAGCUUUGUUUAUAGGGUUAUUUUUUUGUUUGUUGAAUAAUCUAGAUAUUGAAAUAUUUUUAAGUAUCAUAUUUAAGAAAUUCAUCCAUCUGAUUGAAAUACAGCUUUGCAUAUUUGGUUUCAUUUUUUUUUUGGUAUCUCUUGUAGUGAGUUUUUCUACCCUGAAAGCUGUUUUAAUUUGAAUAGAAAGAAAUUUGACAAAUUCAACUUAUAGAAGGCAGGGUUCAUAUUAUAUUGGUAAAUACGCAUGGUCUAGUUAGUAAGUUAAUAUAACACUGUUCAAUAUUGUUCUUCAAAGGAGAGUUUUCUAGUCUUUAGUCUGGCACACGAACGGUCUUGGUCGCCUGUUUUUGUCACUGUCUAGAGCCUUGUAGAGAGUUUCACCAACCGGAUGCAGGCACACGAGGAGACAAAAACUGUGUUGAUAAUCACGCCCAGAUCAUACAAUUAAAAGGAAAUUGAAUCUGAUUGGAUGAUAAACAAUAUGAAACUGGUUUGAUAAUAUAAAUCCUGUCGGCCACGCGGUAAUCAUGUCUUGGAAGCGUGAAAUUUUACUCAAGAUUCACGUUGGCAUCAGACAUCAGAAUGGUGUCAAUAUAGGCUAUAUGUGUUCCUUAUAUGCAAGGGCUAAGAACUUCUUAUAAUUUUCUUUUAUAACACAGUGUUAUUAAUACCUGCUCGCUUACUGAUGGAAAAAAUUCUUCUCCAAACCCUUGCCUUUCAUUAGAAGAAUUUGUUUUAAGUUUCUGAAUUUCUGCCAUGAAAAUAACAAGUGAACUGUGCACAGUAACAUAAUGUAAAAUAAGAAAAAAACGAAUUGUACAUAUUUUGUGAAAUCUGUAAGUAAAGAUGUUAAUAUAUAUGUAAUUACCACAUUUCCCAUUUCUUUAAAUCUGUUUUAAAUACAGCUCUUCAGAUUUUGUUUCAUUUUUUUCUGUGGGUUACUUUGUUUAUUCUAGAUAUUAUAAUGUCCGAGCUUGAUGCUCGCUGUGCGAACUGUUCAAAUUUUUGAAAGAAGACAUUCAGCUCAAAUAACUCAGAAUUUGUUUCAAAUUAAGCUUUUACUGAACAAAGGAUUUGAUUGGUUGAAACUCAUGAACAUAAUUUCUUUUAAAUGUCUUUAGAUCUUGAAUGAGUGGAAUAACCCACAACAAAUAGAUGGAACAAAAUAUUGAGAGCUGUAUUUUAAUCACAUAUGAUUUCUUUGUUUCCAGCUUUGUCUGUACAUUUUAUUCUAAAGCGUCAGUUUGGUCUGGAACUCUGAUUGGUCAAUCUUCGAAAUACUGCCAUUUCAUUGGUCAAUCUUCAAAAUACUGUCAUUUGAUUGGCUGGAAAUGGAUUGGACAAUUUUUAACUGUUAUUUGAUUGGUCAGCCUAAUUAUUCUAUUUACCAGCUUUUGAAUUUAGUUUGGCUGAAAUAGGCUGAAGUGUAAACAAAUUAUGUAAACAAAUAAUGUACACAAAUUUUGUAAACAAAUGAUGUAAACAAAUUUAAAUGACCCUUGGAAAUUGUAAAAAAUUUCAGUAGUACAAAAGAUUCUUUGGUAUAUUGGAGAACAAUUCAAUACAGGCAAUUCUCUGUAUUUGAAAGUAUGGCAAAACAUACAGGCAUGGCAUGCAUGUCCGUCGUGUAGAGACCUCUUGUGAUUACCGUGUCUAUGGUCCUCCGACUUUCAAAUUCUUUUUCACUUUGCAUAGUGAAAGCAUUGCCUGUGCCCACUCUCUGGAAAACUAUGUGGUCACUGCUCGGCCCCCUCACUUAAUGUUUCCUAGAAACGCCACUGCCUCCAGUUUAUAUUAGAGUUGUCGCAGAUGUACAUGAAUAUAUUUGCCCCACUAGAUUAAAAGUGAUGCUAGUUGUACAGUGUAGAAAAGUUGUUGUGUUUUGUAGGCUUUUGUUAAAAAUAGCACUCAUGGUGAAAAGUUCAUAUAAAAAACAAUUAAUGAUAACUUGUUUCUUUGCUUUGGGCUAUACGUAUGCUAAUUAUGGAAAUCUAUUGAGAUGAGAAAGCUCUUCACAGAAUAAAAAAAAAAUAACAAUAAAGGCUGUUCAAACUUCUGAACUUUUUUCGUUACUGCUCUAUACAGUCAUCUCCAUUGUUAGAUUUGAAUCAUGUAAGGGCAGAAUUAGUGACUCAUAAACUUGAUUAAGUCUAUUUUAGUAUUGCAGUCAUCUGAUUGGUCAUUCACUAAAAUUGAUUUUUAUUAGCCAAUCAGAAUACUGUAGGCCUAAUACUGAUCACCAAACUUAAUUUGAAUUUACUUACCAAUUGGAUAACUGUAUUUCCUAAACUAAACUGAAUUUAGUGUUCUAGUCAUCUGAUUGGUCAAUCAUUAAACUGAAACUCAAAUUUACUUGUAUCAACCAAUCAGAUAACUGUAUUACUAUAAAUGAGAGUAAGAAUUAUGUCUAAGUUAAGUUUUUGUGAAACGAUGCCAAGAGUUGCUGCCCUUGUUUCUAUAAUAGUUAUGGUAUUAAUCCUGUAUGUAUUUAAGUUAAAAUAUAACUAUGUAUAAUGUAUAUUUGAUUUUCGUUCCUUCCACCUAAUAACAAGAUAACUAAGACUUAUUUAAUUUGACUAACUUGAAUUCUUAAGUUUCUGAAAUCUCAAAUCUUUAAUUUUACUGUGAAGAAUUUCUAAUCUUUGAAAUUAGAUUUGAAAAGAAAUUAUUGAGAACUUAACUUAAUAGUUGCAAAAUAUAUUUUCCACUUUAGAGUUGAAAAUCACAAGGGCACAGUGAUGCUAUGUUGAAAGAUGUCAGUUUUAAUUGAUAAGUUGAAUUUGUGUUUAGAUUUGUUAGAUCAGGAAUGAGUUGUUUUUUAACUAUUGGCUAUAGCCUUGUCUGAGUAGAGUUAACGAACUCAUUGAACAGGAGAAAUCUUCUUACAUCUUUCUUGAUAAAUUGAUCUUAUCCUUGUGGACAAUGAUCAAACUGAGCUAAAAGGAUACUACCUCUUACAAUGGACAACAAUUGUAUUUAUUCAUCAGUUGGACCUACUAGGUACCAUGACUAAAGAAUAGAAUCUCUAUAUAACACGAUACAUCCAUUAAACUAAAUGAUAAUUGAAAAACUCUUCUAAGCAUGUUUCAAAAUAACUUAUUACUUAGUUUUAUGGCUUUAUUGGAUUAAAGAGGGAUUCUUUUGUAAAGUCCACUGAUGAACAAAGACUCAUUUUAAUCAAGUUUCAAAAAUUUUGAGUCAUCUUAAGAGGUAGUAUACCUUUAACUGGGGAGUGAGCUAAAACAAUCUUCAUAACUGAUAACGGUCUUAACAGUAUUGAGAUAUCCCUACUGAUCUUGUAUCUAUACUGACAAUGGAUUUUUAACCGCUGAAACAUAUGAUCAAACUAUGGCAACUCGCUGAAUAGGAGUGAAGGGGAAAUAAUAACUAUGUAUUGUAAUAUUGAAUAAAGAUGUACAUAUGAAUUUGAUUAUUAUUUCUGCAUCAUGGCGACAUCAUUCAAAACUUUUCACCGAAACUAUUAUUAUUAUUAUUAUCAUUAUUAUACAAAUUUUAGGAAAAUAAAUAAUAUAUUAAAACU